CGGCGGAGCGCGAGCGAGGAUGAACAACAAUUUUGCCAGUUUGAAAGAUGAUGACAGUGGGGACCAUGACCAGAACGAAGAGAACAGCACACAGAAAGAUGGUGAGAAGGAAAAAAAUGAUCGUGACAAACCCCAGAGUAGCACCAAGAGGAAGGCUGUUGUCCCAGGGCCGACCGAGCACCCCCUGCAGUAUAAUUAUACUUUCUGGUACUCCAGACGAACACCCGGGAGACCCACCAGCUCUCAGAGCUAUGAACAGAACAUCAAACAGAUUGGCACCUUCGCCUCAGUGGAGCAGUUCUGGAGGUUUUACAGUCACAUGGUACGUCCUGGGGACCUGACAGGCCAUAGCGACUUCCAUCUCUUCAAAGAGGGAAUCAAACCCAUGUGGGAGGACGACGCCAACAAAAAUGGUGGCAAAUGGAUUAUCCGUCUGCGCAAGGGCUUAGCAUCCCGCUGCUGGGAGAAUCUCAUUCUGGCGAUGUUGGGAGAACAGUUUAUGGUGGGGGAAGAAAUCUGUGGGGCAGUUGUCUCUGUCCGGUUCCAGGAGGAUAUUAUCUCCAUAUGGAACAAGACCGCUAGCGACCAGGCCACAACAGCUCGGAUACGUGACACGUUACGCCGAGUGCUUAACCUACCUCCGAACACCAUCAUGGAAUACAAAACGCACACUGACAGCAUCAAGGAUAAUUCAAGCUUUCGAAACACCAAAAUCACAUUGUGAGAACAAGGCCGGCGGUAAAUUCCUCUCUUGGUGUGAACCCCCUGAGAGGCCUCCAUCCGUGCCCUGCCAUUUCUGGAGGGCCGCGCAGGCUGGAUUGACCGCACCACCCUUUUGCACUCAACCCCGGAGGAAGGAUGUCAUUCAAAGCCCUUCUGUGUCGGUGACUAAGGAGAGGCUGACUUCGUCACACAAAACUCUUUUCAAGGGCAGGGUAGGAGGCCGACUUUUCAGUUAGCAGGGUGCCCUCUCAGGGCCUCCUUCAGCACUUUCAUUGCUCUUUCCAUACCCUGUGUAGAGGAUAUUGUGAUUCCCAUGCUCUUGUGCUGAGGGGUACCAGUAUUAAUGAAUCUCUGUGGCCAGGAGAGAUGACCCAUUGGUUUGCAAAUGCCCCCUUUCAGCUCUGCCAAUAAAUUAUUGGGUCUCUGUUUCUUUCAA
Molecule: messenger RNA, 1159 nt
Organism: Chelonoidis abingdonii (Abingdon island giant tortoise)
Lineage: Eukaryota; Metazoa; Chordata; Testudines; Testudinidae
Gene: EIF4E2
Product: eukaryotic translation initiation factor 4E family member 2
Biological process (GO): translational initiation
Cellular component (GO): cytoplasm; eukaryotic translation initiation factor 4F complex
Molecular function (GO): RNA 7-methylguanosine cap binding; translation initiation factor activity
Source: RefSeq, a predicted model, not a curated record